Messenger RNA from Gadus morhua (Atlantic cod), 5105 nucleotides. RefSeq names its product neurabin-1. The record is from RefSeq and is a predicted model, not a curated record. The transcript has 19 exons. NCBI's taxonomy places the organism in Eukaryota, Metazoa, Chordata, Actinopteri, Gadiformes, Gadidae. Gene Ontology annotation, molecular function: actin filament binding. Bases 840 to 4748 code for a protein of 1302 amino acids. Gene Ontology annotation, cellular component: postsynaptic density; cytoplasm; dendrite. Gene Ontology annotation, biological process: neuron projection development; calcium-mediated signaling; actin filament organization.
CUGAAAAAAAAACUAUAGUAGGCCUAUAUGAAUAAUAUAAUGCAUGCAGCUUUCUAAUAUGAUGCAACCCUAUUAAUGAAGUACCCUGCAUAGUGGCAUUUGUAAGUAAGCAACCAUCUGAACGGCAUUAUUUUGACAGAUUUCUUUUUUGUGUGGAGCAGGUAUCACGUGUGCCCUAGACGCUGUAUUGUUGCUUAGUCUCAGUCCCUGACUGUGUACGUGUGGAUGGGGUAGUUUACACAGGAUUACACUUGGAUAAUCCUUUUACAGUAUUUAAAGACAUGAGUCGCCAUCUGUCUGCCUUUAGCCCUCCCUAGGACUCCUACCGAGCUGUUCAAAGACCGAGGCUAGUUUUAACUGCUAAAUUAUCAGUAUUUAUGUAUCGAUUUAUUUAUUUAUUUUUAAAGCCACAUGAAUGUAGAGCUAUUCCUGGUGGGCCACUAUGUGCAGCGGAGUCUCGACAUCCUAUUAACUAAGCUCCCCCAGCAGGUGCGUCAUUCCCUGUCAUCAGCUCCCUGUCGCCUUGCGUGUCUUCUCGGCUGUGAAGCGAUUCGUCUGCAAGAACACAGGACCAUCAAUGAUUAUUUUAUACGCAACGAAUGUUGCAACGUGAUGGACGUGACCUGGUGAACAGAAUCAGAAGACCAAUUAAUAUUUGUUUCACCAAGAGUAAUAUUAUUUUUAGCCGGUAGCCGCAAGUUUUAAUUUGCACCUGCAACUUUCACAACUUUAAAGUAGGCUGCAUAUGACAACAGCACCUGCCCAUAGUUCUGUUCUCCAGAGUGACCUUCUCGUCACUAGACUACUUUCCCCCAGUCUACUGAUAACCUGAAUUCCAGAUGAUGCGGACGGACAGCAGAGGCCGCAGUGCCUCCCCCCAUAGGAUAACCUACAAGUCUGACUUCCACACCAUCAAAUGCACCUUCGAUGGCACCCCUCCACACGAGACCACCUCUAGCUGCGAUUCAAGCCAGAGUGGAAUUCCUACUAGCCUGUCCGAUCCCAUGUUGUCCGACACAAGCCCCACCACCACCACCACCACAACCACCUGCUCCGACAGCAGCAGUCUAACCCGGAGUAGGAUCACCACCAGCAUGGGCACCAAAAUCCGAGAGAACAUCUUCCUUCAGAUGGACAGCCAGCAGCUCAGGCAGGAUGUGGGCCUUCUCUCAGAGACUUGCUCCGCCCUCCUCCUCCUCUCUCCCCAUCCUCCUCGCUCGCAGCGCCAGCCCUCGCCUCUGCCACAGUCCAGGCGUUCCAACCAGCUCGUCUCAUCUGUGGGCGCCCUGGGCAGCAGGUCCAGCCUCUCCAGCCUGGACUUUCCCAGCGUGACGGCCAAUACGCCCGUCAAGCAGUCGGAUCAGGAGAUAGCCGACAUCGACCGGGCUGCGCUGGCAAAGACGUUCCUGGUGGCACGGAAGCUGUUCGAGACCAAGGUGGCUGAGCCGGGAGGGGCGCAGAGUUCGAGGUUGAGCGCUUUCCGAGGCAGCAAGGAGUUGUUGAACGAUGAAGGGGAGGAAGAAGGUAGGGGACAUGUCAGCCAGGUGGAAGACGAUGAAGAAGCAUCUACCACAUGUACCUCCGAGGAUAUCUUCCCUCGAGGGCUUCGGUCUCCAUCUCUGAGUUCCUCAGCUGACCCUUUGUCUGAGGCAAACAAUUCGGAAUCCUUCCGCCCCGCCUCUGUCUCACCUGAAACCUGUGAACCCUGUUUGACCCCGAGGGACCUCUCGACCUGGCCGGAGCAGCCGGUGAGAGCAGAGUUGGUAGACGUGAAGAACGAGUCAUCGGAGAGCGACGAAAACGAGGAGGAAGCGGCAGACAGAGAAAGGAAGGAUGAGGUUCUCCAGGCGAUUGAUGCCAGGGAACAGCGUGUUGCAGGAGCGGCGAUGGAUGCUGUGGAGCCAUUGGUGGACGAUGUGUUUGAGGAGCCCAGUACAGAGGCUUCCCCAGGGCUUCUCUCAGCACCUCUGUUGGUGGAACACAACAUGGGGAAAACUUUGCUUUUACAAGGAGACAGGGCGGCGAUCGUCUCAGGAGAUAAUCAUAACCUGCAGGACUUCCCAUCUGGCAGUGUAUCUGAGGGAGAGAGUGUAUCUGACAUAACAGGGAGGGACAAGUACUGGCAGGCAAAGGAGUGCAACCACGAGGAUCGGGGAGAGACCAGGGAAGAAGACACGCCAUCCAGCACAGGAAACGGAACGAUGAUUGCCAUCCAAACCAAAAGGGUUGACGAAGAGGAAGAGAAAAUGGAAGGGGAAAAGGGGAAAGAGGGGGGUCAGAAGGGCACUGAGAUGAGCGAUGAACAGAGGGAGGCUGUCGCCGAGGAUCAGAUGAAGGCUGGCCUACAUGAGGAGAGUGCUGAAGGUGAGCCCAGGGAGACGUGUGUGGACCAGAAGUGUGAGGGAACAGCUGAUGUAUUACACGGAGACGAAUCGGAAGCUGCAUCGGGCCAUGGGAUAGAGAACAAGGCUUUCACCGACGACAAGGAGAAGGAUUCAAAGCGAAGGGUCCACUUCUGCACAGCCCCCAUCACGGUGUACAAUACAUACUCUAACGAGACGUACGACCGGCACAAUGACGACAUCGACCCAGUGUCCGCGUCAGCAGAGUAUGAGCUGGAGAAGAGAGUAGACAAGAUGGAUGUCUUCGCUGUGGAAAUAGAAAAAGAGGAGGACGGCCUUGGGAUCAGCAUCAUAGGGAUGGGCGUGGGGGCCGACCAGGGGCUGGAGAAGUUGGGGAUCUUCGUCAAGAGCGUGACCGAGGGAGGCGCCACGCAGAAAGACGGAAGCAUUAUGGUCAACGACCAGAUCGUGGAGGUGGACGGAGUCAGUCUGGUGGGAGUCUCCCAGAUGUUUGCCGCUACGGUUCUUAAGAACACAUCUGGCCUGGUGAAGUUUUUGAUUGGUCGAGAGCGGCAGGGGGUGGAGAGUGAGGUGGCACGACUGAUCAAUGAGAGUCUGGAGAUGGAGCGAUCCCCGAGAGAGAGAGAGGAUGACACGUCAGACAACAGCCUGUUGGAAGAGGAGGAGGAGGAGGAGCAGCAGGAGGAGGUAGAAGAAGAGGAGGAGGAGGAUGAUGAAGAAAAUGAUGUCUCCACCCUCAGCGGUCUGGACAAUCAUGAGAUCUGCAUUAAAUACCAGCAGCUCCAUUCAGAGUGGCAGACCAAGGCGGCCCAGCUCCGAGACGCCAGGGAGAAGCUAAAGGAGUUGGGGAAGCACCAGGCAGACUGGGAGACUCAGAGGAUGGAGUUGGAGCAAAGGGUGGAGGAUGGAGAGGAUAAAGGCCAGAAACUAGAGAAGUAUUGGCAGGAGGCUCAGACCCUGUGCAGGGUUGUGAGCCAGCGAUUGGCUGAUGCACAGAGCCAAUCGGAGAGUCUGGAGAUUAAAUACAGCAAGGCCAAGAGACUUGUCAGAGAAUACCAGAACAGGUUGGAUGAGGGGGAGAAGAGGGAGGCGGCGCUAAAGCAGGACCUGGAGGAGAAGGAGAGGAGGCACACGCAGAGUGUGGAGCGUCUGCAGGCCCAGCUCGCACAGCAGGAGAACCACCAGCCGGCGUCUGCGAGGACUCCUUCCCUGGAUUCGUCAACCACAGGUCCAGUAUGGUGCAUCCCUGACACGGGACGCCUGGACUCCAGCGCUCUGAGGGCCAAAGCUCAGCUGGCCCAGAAGGCAAAGCGGCACCCGCCGUCGCGGGAGAAACUCAGAGAGAGCUUCAAACAACAAACGAGAGAAACCGCCCCGCUCCACGACAGCCAAUCGAUGCCCGCGCUCGCGUCGGUGAAGGCGGGGCCUAGGAGCGGCCUGACGAGCACCUCCUCCACCUCGGCCCUGGGCCCCCACAGCCUCCCCGCCUCGGCCCUCUCACCCAGGACCCCCGUCUCCGAGGACAUCACCCCCUCCUCCUCCUCUUCCUCCAAGUCGUCCGCGAGGAAGCUCAGACGGAAGUUCCCUGACUUCAGUGGCUUCCGGAAGUCCCUGAGCAGAAGGAGCGUGAAGAUCGGAACGAAGUCCUCGGAUAAACGCUCUAGCCGGGGGGGCUCCCACGGCGACCUGGCAGUUGGCCCCAGGGGCGUGUCUCCGACGGGCUCCAUGAGCACCACCCCCUCCUGCCUGUCCUUCCCCUUCCCCUGGUUCGGGGGUCGGGAGAAGGGGGGCUCGGGGGGGCAGCAGCAGCAGGAGGAGGAGAGGUUCCGGGAGAGGCUCCGCUCGGUGUCCAGCAGCAGCCUGCCCUACCUGACCACCAGCGGGAGGGGAGAGCAGACGAGUGUAGGGACCUCCAGCUUGGCGGAUCUUGUAUCCGACCACUCCUUCCCUGGAUACUCUCACAAUGUCACCUUUUCCUCCACUGAGACUCUGGACAAUGACCCGGCUCCAGCGCACAAUAACAACCAAUGGCAGAGCCGCCCGCUCCUGGAGUGGACCAACCAGCAGGUGUGUCUGUGGUUGAUUGGCAUGAACAUGGACCAAUACGCGGCGGAGUUCACUGCCAAGGGGGUGGACGGAGAACAGCUGCUUGGCCUGGACAGUGAGAAGCUCAAGGCUCUGGGCGUGUGCAGUCAAAGCGACCGCACAGAGCUGAAGAAGAAGCUGAAGGAGAUGAGGAAGAGCGAGGAAAAGAGCCAGAAGGAGAAGGACAAAAGGAUGAGGAAGGAGAAGGAGAACAAGCCGCUUGAGAAGGGGAGCGUGGCGACCGACAAAGAGAAGUCGACCCAGGGCAAGAGGGGUGCGAGGACGGAGUCGCUCUUGUGAGACGAGCUCAACACUAAAGGAGCUUGCAUUCUCCCCACCAGCAGGUGUAUGCUGUGUCUUCGUACACACACACGGGUUCCAUUUUAGAUUUGGUUGUUUCCGCUGCUAUUGUACGGCUUAACUUUUUUAGAUUUGAAGACGGUGUCUUUUUAAUUGAGCUUCAGACCAAAUCGAAUGUUUGAAUCAGCACUUAUUCUGUACAGUACUGUAUUCACUACAAUGUAUGAUUUUGUGUGUACAGCUCUUGUGAUUGCUUUUUAUAUGUUAAUGAUAAUAAUGUUUAUCUUUAGACCUCGCCAUUUGUGUUGUUCACGUUGAAUGUAUUUUUAUCUGUGAAUAAAUAUUUUUCUAAACUAC